CGCCACCGCCGCCUUGCCGCCGCAGCUGCAGGGGACCGGCGGCGCGGACGCAGCGAGCAGGCGCUGGGUGCCUGCGGAAAGAGAGCCCACCAUGGCAGAUGAAAUUGAUUUCACCACGGGAGACGCUGGGGCUUCCAGCACUUACCCGAUGCAGUGCUCGGCCCUGCGCAAAAACGGCUUCGUGGUGCUCAAAGGACGACCGUGCAAAAUAGUGGAGAUGUCAACUUCCAAAACUGGAAAGCAUGGGCAUGCCAAGGUACACCUUGUUGGAAUUGAUAUUUUCACAGGCAAAAAAUAUGAAGAUAUUUGUCCUUCUACUCACAACAUGGAUGUUCCAAAUAUUAAGAGAAAUGACUAUCAACUGAUAUGCAUUCAGGAUGGUUACCUUUCCCUGCUGACGGAAACUGGCGAAGUUCGUGAGGAUCUUAAGCUGCCAGAAGGUGAACUGGGCAAAGAAAUAGAAGGAAAAUACAAUGCAGGAGAAGAUGUACAGGUGUCUGUCAUGUGUGCCAUGAGUGAAGAGUAUGCUGUAGCCAUAAAGCCCUGUAAAUGAGCAGGAUGUCGGGCCUGAGCAAACUGUUUAGGCCUGGUUCAAGUGCAGACCAACAGUUUGGUUCUCAGUUGUCACCAAAGCUAUGGCCUUCAUAAGCAACCUCAUGUUUUCUUUUGUUUGUAUUGUUUUGAAAUUGUGCUGGGUUAGUUUAAGUUACCAACUUAAAAAAAACUUAAAAAAAGCAAAACGUUCAAUUUUAUAAGUAACAUUCCUGUGGUUUUCAUUAUGUGAGUGGAAGAAACAGACACAACAGCUUCCACACAUGUCACUUGCCUGAGCAAGUCACUCCCGGGCUUUAGUACAAUGGUUAACAAACCAGGGACUCAAAUCACACGAUGUAGCAUCUAGUGGAAUGGAAAUACCGCGCUGUCAUGUUUAAUUGCCCUGCGUUAAUUUUGGACUUAAUGUCAUAGAAUUCAUAGCUUGUGGAAUGGAAUAGUCAGUUUUACCUUUGUGUGGCAAAUGCAAAACCCUAAACAAAGUGUCAGUUUUGGUAGCCAUGUGCAACCAUAUGUCGUCUCUGUUCUAGUAUUUUUUGUCAAACUGAUUGCCACUUUAUACCCAUAGUAUUGGCUGUAAUGACAGAAGGACAUUGAAUUGUUGGGUGAAUCUGAGCAAGUCUGACAGGUGGUGAGGAAGACAAAAGACAAUGGCAAAGGAGAUGUCAAAAGUAGACUCUUGAGGCCUUUGUAAUCAGCUUAAAAAUAGGAAGUGGCUUUUAAAUUGUAUUUUUGUUUUUUAGUUUUGUCCCCCAGCAUUGAAAAUACUGACCUGCUUUACAGGGUACUAUGCAGUUCUUCCUUUCCAACCAUGUUGAAUAAGUGUGCACAUUAUUCCAUAAUCCUGCCUUUCUAACUGUUUUGUUUUGUUGACAUUAGACUAAAACUGGGAAUUCUUAAGUUAGUUUGGAAUUCUUGGCUUUAAAUUGAAUGGUUCAAUUUAUGUACAUUUUGCUAAAUGAAAGUAAAUCAUGGAACAAAUGUUACUUUAUAUGAACUGAAAGUGUGCUCUUCCUGGUUGUCUUGCAACUUAAUUCAGUUACUGACGUGAAAUGUACUAGGAAGGAAUUCUAUAAACUUGGAUUAUUUUAAAACAUGUUAGGUGGCAGCCUUGCAUUUCUGUUUACUCUUGGGUUGUAUGUGCAUUAUGUCCGGAACUUGAGAAAGGUCCUUCAGGGUUUGUGAGGACCUUGAUACUAGCAGUCAUUAUAUUAGAGUGAACCUGAACAAAAUCACUUUCCUGGUGAUGCCUGGAUCUUCCAACGCCGGUUCUGAGAUCUCCUGUUGUGGCUGGACCUCAAAGGCUUUUGUUCCUGUCAUCUGGAAGGAAAUGCAUAUGAUUAUGUAACUGAUCUAAUCAGUGACUUGAAAUACAUUUGAAACAUAA
Messenger RNA from Jaculus jaculus (lesser Egyptian jerboa), 1939 nucleotides. RefSeq names its product eukaryotic translation initiation factor 5A2 (gene Eif5a2). The record is from RefSeq and is a predicted model, not a curated record. NCBI's taxonomy places the organism in Eukaryota, Metazoa, Chordata, Mammalia, Rodentia, Dipodidae. The transcript is spliced from 5 exons. Bases 92 to 553 code for a protein of 153 amino acids. Gene Ontology annotation, biological process: positive regulation of translational elongation; positive regulation of translational termination. Gene Ontology annotation, molecular function: translation elongation factor activity; RNA binding; ribosome binding.